Molecule: messenger RNA, 1921 nt
Organism: Cercocebus atys (sooty mangabey)
Lineage: Eukaryota; Metazoa; Chordata; Mammalia; Primates; Cercopithecidae
Product: cyclic nucleotide-gated cation channel beta-3-like
Exons: 2
Coding region: 1549-1827 (92 amino acids)
Biological process (GO): monoatomic cation transmembrane transport
Cellular component (GO): intracellular cyclic nucleotide activated cation channel complex; photoreceptor outer segment; plasma membrane
Molecular function (GO): cGMP binding; intracellularly cGMP-activated cation channel activity; intracellularly cAMP-activated cation channel activity
Source: RefSeq, a predicted model, not a curated record
CUCCCAAAAUGCUGACAUUACAGACAUGAGCCACUGCACCCAGCCAAUCAUCACAUUUUAACUACAAUAUUCUAUUUUCUGACACAACUCACAGAAACGGACAUUUUUCUUCCUCUCAUGCUCUCACAUACUUCCCUAGCCUGGAAUCCAUCAUAGAAUAUACAUCCUCCUCAACUCCUACAACAACAAAACCCAACAUAGCUGAAGGAUAUCACACAACCGAUUUAAAUUACUGUCACUACAAAUUCUUGGAGCCUCAACAGCAAUCAAUAAUGCUUUUAAUAGUCCUUGCUUCCCAACUUAACACUCUAUUAAAUCUCCAAGCCCUCUCCUAACAUACCAAGUCCCCCAGCCUUUGGUGACUAGGUAAUGUAAGUUAUCAGUCAAGAAUGGCAUGGAAAAGUGAGAUCUAGGAAUUGAGAUUGUUGAGGAAUAUUUGGAAGAGCCCCUGAGGAGUAAGAGACUGAAAAAGAUAUAUAUAGUUGGACUAGCUGCAUAGCUCCUCAACAGAUAGUUUUAAUUUGUAGAAGUUUAAUGACUCUAAAAAUGGAAACUGAGGAGGGCAUCACAAUUAAAAAGAAGCAUUUGAGCUAGACUUCCAAGAAUGAGUCGUUUUUCCAUAAGCAGGAAAGGCUCAACAGCUACUAAAAUGAACGAGCAAAGUCUUAGGAGUGUGAAAGUGAGGCCCUGGUUUUCCUGCCUAUUAUAAACCCACAGUCAAAACAUAUUUACAGCCACUCACCUCCCUCUAUGUGAGAGGAAGAGUUGAGCUAUAUAUCUUUUUUGUGCUGAGACCUUAAAGAUCAGCUUUUAACCUAGAGUGGGUUUUUAUGGGUGAGUUAUAAACAUCCAAGAACUAAAACCUGACAGUUUCUUAAGAAUUGUCACAGCAGUAGAUGAUGCUACAGUAAUUUCAGCACAUUUCAACUUCUGCUGAAUACUAUGCCUUAAGCAUGAUGAGAUUUGAUUUUAUCUGUCUAAACAACACAAAGGGAAGUACAGAGGUUGCAAUUUCAUGAUGAAUUGAGUCUAUAUAGCCAGCUACACUGGAUAAUCUAUGAAGGAUGCAUUCAAAGUAAGACUCACCAAAAUGGACUAGCCAUUCUGCCAGACAAUUGCUCAACUUUUAUUGCACAUUCCUUGCAUAAGCACAGCUGUAUAAUUUUUUCAAUGUACACUAACAUUUCUACAGUGAAAUACAAGUUUGCAGAGAAGAUUAUAUGCAGUCCUAUGCAUUACAUGUCUGAAUUCUCACUUGGUUUGUCCUACAGGUCUUAUUGUUGUCCUUAUUGGAUCAGAGAGAGAAUAUAAUUUGCCCAAUAUUUUAUGGAAGUGGGUGAUAUUAGGACCCAAUAUCAGUGUAUUUAAAGUCAUGUAAUCCACUGCUGGAAAGUUAAGUCUGGGCAAGAAUAAAUAAAAAUAAAUGAAUGAAUAAAAUCAAGUAAUCAGGGCAUUAGAAGGGAGUAUAUCAUGUGGAAAACAUGUAAUGUGACUUUUAUGAACUCAUUUCCUCUGCUGGGUGUGGAGUAACCAUAUUUGUGGUUUUAGAUGAGAGAUGUGAUUGGGGCAGCUACAGCCAAUCAGAACUACUUCCGCGCCUGCAUGGAUGAUACCAUUGCCUACAUGAACAAUUACUCCAUUCCUAAACUUGUGCAAAAGCGAGUGCGGACUUGGUAUGAAUAUACAUGGGACUCUCAGCGAAUGCUAGAUGAGUCCGAUUUGCUUAAGACCCUGCCAACUACGGUCCAGUUAGCCCUCGCCAUUGAUGUGAACUUCAGCAUCAUCAGCAAAGUCGACUUGUUCAAGGCAAGUGCUUUUUACAAUUAAUAGAAAGACACUGUAUCUAUUUCUCUGUGGAAUCUAAGCUCUUGAUUUAUACAGCAUUUAUGGUUUUUUUUGCCUUAUGUUUUAACAAAGUCAA